CGUCAGCAGCGCCCACUUCAUAGUAUAAAUCCCAAAGGCAUCAGUAGAGCGGUGGUCACAAUGCUUUAUCAGAGCCUUUACUUGGUGGUUAUAUGUUUAUUGAAUAUAAACACUUUUGGAUAUGCUACCAGCUGCAAUGAUCAACAGGAAAUGGUGAGCGGACGGUGCUGUGACAAAUGUCAACCAGGUCAAUUUGCAGAAGAAUUAUGCUCAGAGCACCGACAAACUGUCUGUAGCCCCUGUCCAGAGGGCUAUUUUGCCAACACAUCUAAUGUACUUGAUAGAUGCGAGAAAUGCCAGGAUUGUCAAGAGUCUUCUGAGAAAUGUACUUCAACCACAGAUGCAAAAUGUUCAUGCCGCUCUGGUUUCCUGUGUUCCAAUGAUAUGUGUACAAAAUGUGUGGAAAACAGAUGUGUCGCUGGGCAGAAACUCACUAAAACAUCCAGGAACUUCAGUCAUGUGACACAGUAUACUUAUGGGUGUGAAUCAAUAUGCCCUGAUGAUAAAACAUACUUUGAUGAGAAGGACAAUACCUGCAAGACACACACACAGUGCCGUGCUCUGGGCCUUGUUGAACUGUUUCCAGGGAACAAAACUCACGACGCAGUAUGUUGGUUUCCAGAUGUACCUAAAAGUGAGCAGAGGGCUGGAGAUUCCUUUCAUGUGAUUCUAAGCAUUGCCAUUGUCUCGCUCUCUCUCUCCCUCUUGGUUUUUUUUUGUUUUACCUGUGUGAAGAACCUGAAAAAACUUAAAAAAGAUACAAAUCCAGAUAGGACAGCACACUCUCUCAACCAUGCUGACUUUCACCUAUCAAAGGAGGAGAGUGGACUGCAACUCAUCAUCCAAGAUGAAGUUAAGGCCAUCGAUAGCGUCGUCGAGUCCAUCUGAAACCAGUCAAGGUUUGGUGGAAGGUAUGAGUGUGUCCAAAAUAACUCACCCGCAAAUAUGGAGACAACAGAGAAAGCUCUUUAAAGGACAGAAAUACAAGUGGAUGCUUGAGGAAUUUCCUGAUUCUCAAGAAAGAUAAAACCCUGGCCCUUCUUCAGUGACACUGUUGAAGUGGUCUUAAAGGAGUGAUAUUUUGUUUUUUUAAAUGGAAUUAUGCAUUUUAAAACAUUUCCCUGUGGUCUACGUAAACUGUAAAUGCUAUACUUGGGUCUGAAUUCUUCAUUAAUUCAACUCCACAG
Messenger RNA from Sphaeramia orbicularis (orbiculate cardinalfish), 1187 nucleotides. It is a transcript of the gene tnfrsf18, whose product is annotated as tumor necrosis factor receptor superfamily, member 18. Gene Ontology annotation, cellular component: external side of plasma membrane; CD40 receptor complex. NCBI's taxonomy places the organism in Eukaryota, Metazoa, Chordata, Actinopteri, Kurtiformes, Apogonidae. Gene Ontology annotation, biological process: immune response-regulating cell surface receptor signaling pathway. The coding region runs from base 61 to 888 and encodes 275 amino acids. The transcript has 7 exons. The record is from RefSeq and is a predicted model, not a curated record. Gene Ontology annotation, molecular function: protein binding.